Alosa sapidissima (American shad) is the source of this 5197-nucleotide messenger RNA. RefSeq names its product yippee-like 1 (gene ypel1). The coding region runs from base 905 to 1264 and encodes 119 amino acids. The transcript is spliced from 5 exons. NCBI's taxonomy places the organism in Eukaryota, Metazoa, Chordata, Actinopteri, Clupeiformes, Clupeidae. The record is from RefSeq and is a predicted model, not a curated record.
UGGUCUCUAUACUGUAGAGGGAAAUGUCGUCAAUAUCUGCUUAUUUUUUCAUACUGCGUUCGAUGAUAUUUGUGGCCACGCCACAGUGUCAAAACAAAAGGUAUCUUAUGCAGACAGUGUAAGAUGAAACAUUGCGGCGUCAGUUGUCAACUGUAUAGACUAUCCACUAAAUAGAACGGCUUUACACCUAUGAGGCUUUUGAGUUUAUCUUGCCUUUAGGAAAGGUAUCCUGAUCAUCCUUUUAUUUAGAGCAAGUCGAUGGGUUGCGAUUAGCCUACAUCUUUGCUACUUUCAUUGAGCACUUCUUAUGCAGCCAUGUAUGACUAAUGUUGUUUGAAGGGAACCAAGAAGUUUUGUUCUACGUAGGUUUCAAUCAGGGAAAAUGAAUUGAGUUAAGCGACAUUUCGUCUCUUAGUAUUUCGAGACCCUUCUUGGAAUUACUGGAAUAACGGACUCAUUGCGCAGUCUGAUAAAGUAAACGGGAAAUCAAAUUCUGAAUGUAGCCUCGUUUAUUUGGCGAGCGCUCAGCUAACUCCCUCACUGUCGCCGUUGAAACCCUGAGGAGACAACCAUCUCAUUCAAUAAAGCGGAAUCAAUUCAGAAGAAUGAAUAUAGCACAGUGAGGAGCAUCUCUCAAGAAUCGUCGUAGCCUGCCACAGUCGUGGUGGACACACUGCUUGUGAAUGAGAGAUAACAUUACCGUGGAGAAGAUACUUUCUCCACUUCCACCCGAAAGGUUGCUAUUUCUCCUGUGGUGUUUGUGUGGAACGUGCCACACACCCACUCCAGAACAACGACGGCUUUUGCUUGCAUCUUCCAGUGUUUCUUCUGUCAGCAAGUCCAGCAGAGUUGCAACUCAUCCAGCGCCAGUCCUGAACCCAACGAAGAGCAGCACGAGAGUGAGAUGGUGAAGAUGACCAAGUCCAAGACGUUCCAGGCAUACCUGCCCAACUGUCAUCGGACAUACAGCUGCAUCCACUGCCGAGCUCACCUAGCCAACCAUGAUGAGCUAAUCUCAAAAUCAUUCCAAGGCAGUCAGGGACGAGCCUACCUCUUCAACUCUGUAGUGAACGUGGGCUGCGGCCCUGCCGAGGAGCGGGUUCUUCUUACAGGUUUACAUGCCGUAGCAGACAUCUACUGUGAAAACUGCAAAACCACUCUGGGCUGGAAAUACGAGCACGCGUUCGAGAGCAGUCAGAAGUACAAGGAGGGCAAGUUCAUCAUCGAGCUGGCCCACAUGAUCAAGGACAAUGGCUGGGAGUGACCCCUCAGGAUCUUCUCUACUCCCUUGUUUUGUGACCUUUUUUUGGCGGGUGGCCCUGCAUCGGACUUCACAGGGCGACACACCACAACACUGACUUGACGACCCCCCCCCCCCCCCCCUCUGCCACUUUCUUGCCUCUCCUCUCUCAACAACAGAUACAACAACACCCCCCUCCCCCCCCAGUCUCCCACGGCCUCUGGCCUGUUUUGAAGCUCUAUAGCAGGGACAUGGCAAAAGAGUAAGGGAUAUUGAGUGAGAGAGAGAGCGAGCGAGCGAGAAGGAAGGAGAGAGCGAGCGAGAGACACAAGGAGACUCUUCCCCCCUCUCCUCCUCCCUCCAACCUCCAUUUGUGGUCACAUAAACUUUUGUCGAAGUGACAUCCAUGCUCUCUCUUUGUAUGGUCUGUGGGUGGACAAGAGCCUCUUUCGUUGUUCUCCUCCUCUACAGGUUUGUUGUGCUUUAAACUACAUGUGUACUGCUAAGUGUGAGAACAGGCAAACCGUGCUCAGAAGACGCUUCUUUUCUUUUUGGACAUGAACCUGGGACAAGGUGUUACAUGUUGUUAGCUUUUCAUGUCCAUUUUUGUUUUGGUGUUGUUGUUGUUGUUGUUUUCAUUGACGCUCUUUCUUUUUUGCGGGAAUCUUUUAUCUGAUGGCAGACUGAUGUUACUGGUUAGCAUUUCUCUCCUCUUGUGUCAGGUGUUCUCACCUCCUCCUCCUAAGCAUGCUUUUUCUUUGCUGUGUAAUUGGGGUAGGGGUUGGGGAUUGACUUUGGGGGGGGGGUGGGGGUGGCUGGAGUUGGGAUUGGACAUGUAGCAGUUCUGAGUUUUGUUUUCCUUUUUUUAUUUUCUGUUUGAUAUUACUUUUAUUUUCGGGGAGAUUGGCGGCAUUGGCAGUGGCAUGACGUUGUGUUUGUGUCUCUGACAUCCCUGUGUUUAUCUGUCGUGUUGUGGUUUGUUCCCAACCCCUCCUGUUCCUCCUUCUCCGAUGACUUCACCAUGCAAUCACUGGGACCUUCCCAUCCCAGGUACCAGGAUGGCCCCUCUCACCCUGUCAAGCAUCGGUCGCAGUUCCUGGUGCUUUUGUUUAAUUUUACAUUUGUGUCUUUUUUUUUUUUUUUUUAUUACGUGGCAUUGUGUGGCUGGUCCCAUUUUGCAGCAGUACUAAAUGUGGAAAAAAUAGGAUUUAAAACAGAAAAAAAGAGAUCAAAGCAAAUUGAAUGCACUGGACAGUAGGGGAAACUUUUGAUUCUUUUGUCAAGCCGUGAGUAGAAUGUCCGUGUUACUCAAAAAAACUGUUUUUUGUUCCCUUCCUCAACCAUGCCAAAUGUGUCGUAGUGUAGCCUAACCGUUCCAGGAACGUUACAGUAACGUUACAGCAGAAUAAUCCUAUCCAUGUGUAUGUUCAUCUGUAUGCAGACGUGACAUACUCCCGCAUACAGGUGUGGACAUGCUCAUGCAUACUGUGUAUUUGUUUGCGCAUUACAUUAUCGCAUACUUGAAUGCAGAUAACUUUGUUUGCACUUUGCGGAGGCCUUGUUCAUGAGUUUAGAGGCAAAAGUCUUGUCUGUCUGUCUUUUUAUGGCCUUUUUCUCAUUGAUGAUUGAAUGAUUGUAUAAGAUGCUUUGAAUGCAGCGCAGGGCUGGAUGAUUGCAGGCAUCAUCAUCUACCCAUUGCGUCGACCUUCCUCUUUGUUCCUCCUUCCUUUCAGAGUAUUACGUGACGGCAAAGGCAAAAUUUUUCUUUUUCUUUUCUAUAUUUUUUUUUUGCUUUCCUGUUGAUCCGACACAGUUUCUCUAAAGACACUAGUAGUUUUUUGAUUCACCUCUCCGCUCUGCACAUGGAUAGAUGCAUGACUCAAAGCUACCCUCACCUUUUUGAUGGAUAUGAAAUCAUGGUUUUAUUUGAUUUUUUUAUUUUUUUUUGCAAUAUAUUUUGCUGCUGCUAGAGAGAUGCAAUCCCACACGCUUUCACUUUUGAUCUUCUGCACUUUACCGCUGUCCGAGAGCAUACGAAUGGCCAUGUUGUUUCUAGAUGUUUCCAUGUCUUUGCCUCUAAGCAGCAUGAAUCAUGUGCCUCUUCAAAAAGAAAAAAAAACCUCCCUCUCUCCUCUGUUGUGCAGUGCAUGACUCGAUGAACCCAGCACAUCUACGGUAGCCCACAUGGGCAGAAAAUUAAUCUUGAAAAAAAUAUAUAUAUACAUAAAAUAAAACAAGCUUCACAGCUUCAACCUCACAGAACUAUAUCCAAUUAGAGAGACUAUUGAAAACAAAUCAUCUACUAUUUUUUCAUAAGUCUACCUGACAAAGUUAUGAGAGUUACUAUGAUUUAAAGGGUUGUAUUCCUCAGAGUUUAGUUGUAGUGGGACAUUAAUGGGGAGGGGGGGUUGGGGCAUAUUCUCCUUCCAUUGAAAAAGGUUGGGGUAGUUUCCCGUAGGCCUGUAUUGAGAGUGACUCCGAGCAGGUAGUUAAAUAGUGAGGUGUGGGGACGGUGGAAAAUCAGCAGUGGACGCUUCAGUGUUCAUUGUCCAGGUCAGUCAGGUCACAUGACCUUUUAAUCAGUCAAAACAAAGACAAUGCAAACAAUAUAGGUGUAGUGGUAUCCUACUUGAAAAAAAAACUUACAGACAAGACAUUGUCCCUGUUACAGUUUUGUACAUAAAGUAACAUAUUUAAGGUUUUAUACAUAUUUCUACUGGGUUAGUUCCUUUUACUUCCCCGACUUGAAGCACUUUUGUUCACGUACCUCUGGCUUUAUGUGUACGUUUGUAUGUGUGUAUGUCUUAGUGUGAGUGUAUGUGUGUGUGUGUGUGUGUGUUUUGUUACUUUCCCCUCGGUUUGAUUUCCAUUUUUGUAGCCACUGACUUGCUUUUCCUUUUCUUUUCAUUUCACUUCUGUGUUCGAUCUCGUUGUCAUAUGUGCUGUCACACUGAGUAGUCAGUAAGUGCUCUCGAAGCACAGUGGCAUACUAUAGAAGCCUGGCUUCUGGAGCAUUUUUACAAGGCGAUUUUGUUUGUUGUUUGUGUGUGUGUGUGUGUUUUUGUUUUCCUCUUUUUACUUUAAGUUGUACCCUUUGGCGAAAGCCUAGUAGAAGUGCAGUCGGCUGGUCAUGUUAUAGUGUUGACUGAAGGGUGGGGUGAGCUGGAUUCUCCUGCCGAUUCCCAGGAGAACAUCGACCAAGACCGUUUCUCACAAGAUUUCCCUAAAGACUGUAAACAAAAACAAAUAAAAACGUACAUUUGCUGAGGCCAGUGUCACUGUAAGUGCACACCAAAUAAUUUACUGUGCUCUAUGGAGACUUCUAAUGGGUGAACAAGUCCAUGCUCCUGAAAUACAUUCACUAUCAAGAAUCUCACACUGCUGGAUACACUUGGAAAAACCAAAAAAAACAACAACUAACAAACAAACAUGCUGUGGCCUCUCGUUUACCAAGUGUGACAUUCUGAAUAGAUGUGUAAGGUUAUGAAAUGUGUAUUCUAAUCUAAACAAACUGUUUUUAUUUUCUUCCCACGGCAGCAUCAGGAGGUAGAUCUUUGUCGUUGGCUGCCAAAAGAGAUUGUUUAUCCCAAGCUAUUUCUUUUGGUGACACUGGCUUCAAUCUUCUUUAUUGUUUCAAAGAAAUGUUCAUCUAUAGGAUGUCACUAAAGACAUUAGUCUAAGGCAUCAUAGGUAUGCAAAGGUAAAGAUUGUAAGUUUGAAGAAUUAUUUUCUUAGGACUGUUAAAAUAUAAGGUCUAAAGCAUGUUGUAUUUAUAAUGGCUCUAUUAAGUCGUGCCUGUUUUUUUUUUCUUCAAAAAGCAAAAAAAUAUGCUUUUUUCUUUUUACUUGAUUACAUUGCUUUGCAUUCUGUCCUAGUAAAAUGUCACAUAUGUCUGUUUUUCACUGUAUUGUAAACUAUCAGAUAUCACAAUAAACCUUAAAUGGCAUUUCGUGCUGA